AUGAGUCUCUCGCCACUGCCACCAUCAACUUCAAUCCCUCCGUCACCAUCAGCCAGUGUUCGAAAACGUUCUAUCCAUGAGGUCGACGAUCUCGCUGUACCUGAACUUGGUCCAAAGCGGCCUUUGACGAACAAAGAAAACCAGGAAAACCACGAUCCUCGAAUUGUCGAAUCACCCGAGAAGGGACCGACGUCCCCCAAAAAACCCUCCGGCUCGCAGUAUCCGACACCUGUUGUUGAGAUCCCCACCAGGAGCUGCCCGUCGAAGAGCGCGGGCUCUGCGAGUCCUACUGCCUGUUUGACUGUUGAAUGUACAACUGCACAAUUGAAUUCUGCGCAAUCAUCGACUACCGCCAUGCCCACUCCCGCUUCUAAGAGGCGGAAGCUUUCACCGGCUAGCCAACAAGCCAAACAAGAAGAAAAAGAUACCAAGGAGCGCCAGCGCCUAGAGGAAAAGCAACGAAAGGAGGAUGAGAAGCGCGCUAAGGCCGAGGAGAAAAAGAAGCGCGAUGCUGAACGUGAAGAGGAAAAGCGUUUGAGGGAGGAAGAGAAAAAGGAAGAGAAGAAAAAACGCGACGCCAAGCACGAAGAAGAGAAAAAGCAGCGUGAGGAGAAGAAAAGAGCUAAGGAUGAGGAGAAGGCUGCUAAGGAUGCUGCCAAAGACGAGGAGAAGAGGAAGAAAGAGGAGGAGAAGUUGAAAAAGGAGAGGUCUCAAAUGAGAUUGAACAACUUUUUUGCGAAGCCACAGCUGCCCUCUUCAGCAUCCUCUACCGUCCCACCAUCUCCCAGCAAAAAAGCCCCCAAUGGGGAUGCCGCUGCCGAGAACCCUCAAACGUCCGAAUCCGACUAUAAGAAAGCCUUCCCCGAAUUCUUUCUCCAAUCCCACACGAUAGUCGCACCUCCCCAUCGAUUCGAUCGUGAUUCUGACGCUUUGAAACAUGUCCGUGAUACACUUGAUGCCGGUUUGAACUCUGUGAAUGGCACAAACCAGCAAUUCCCGUACCAACCAUCUGAGAUUUUUCACAUGAUACCAUACCGUCGACGCUACUUCAGAGAGUGGAUCUCUACCACUUUCCGAGAACCAACAACAGAAACACCAGGCACAGCUACGCAGGAUCACGAUGAAAUCACUCAAAUUCGGCGAGGAUAUCCGUCCCCUUACCAAGGAACCUAUACUCGUACCAUGCCGGAAACAACAGCUUUGAAACUGUCACGCAAUCCAUACUACCGCGGUCUCCCAGACACUAAUUACGAUUAUGAUUCUGAAGCCGAGUGGGAAGAACCCGAAGAAGGCGAAGACCUUGAUUCUGAAGAAGAAGACGAGGGCAGUGACGAGGGUGAAGAUGAUAUGGAAGGCUUUUUGGAUGAUGAAGACGAUGCUCUCGUCGGAGGCAAACGGCGUCUCAUUGUUGGCGAUCUGGAACCAGUUAACAGCGGCAUCCGGUGGGCAACAGACGGCGGCGUGGACGAUGACCUCAAACAAUACCAGAUCGAAACGAUCUUAGAUGCCGUCAAAUUUCCCAUUGACCCGUUCUCCACGGUGUAUUGGCAGAAGCCCCGUGCUGCCGAGCAGGCCUCGGCAAAGAAUAAGGCCACAAAUAACCAAGCCAAGGGCGCAAAUACCCCAUCUAUUUUCAAAGUUCCCAGCUCGGACAAGGCGUGUGCUGGUGGUACACUGCCACCGCCGCCAGCAACCAAAGCGAAGCGGCCGUUCCCUCCUGAGCACUUGGAAGAGUUCAAGCAGGUGAUCGAAGGCAGUGAUCUCAGUAAGAUUGGUGUGGUUGAGAUCCUCAAGAAGCGGUUCCCCAAGGUCUCCAAAGACACAUUGAAAGUAACUUUGGACCAGGUUGCAGUCCGCGUUGGCCAGAAGGAGGCGGAUAAGAAGUGGGUUUGUCGGUGA
Messenger RNA from Penicillium cosmopolitanum, 1899 nucleotides. Its product is annotated as putative chromatin assembly factor 1 subunit A. Lineage: Eukaryota; Fungi; Ascomycota; Eurotiomycetes; Eurotiales; Aspergillaceae. Gene Ontology annotation, cellular component: CAF-1 complex; nucleus. The transcript is spliced from 4 exons. Bases 1 to 1899 code for a protein of 632 amino acids. Gene Ontology annotation, biological process: nucleosome assembly. The record is from RefSeq and is a predicted model, not a curated record.